Molecule: messenger RNA, 1272 nt
Organism: Carcharodon carcharias (great white shark)
Lineage: Eukaryota; Metazoa; Chordata; Chondrichthyes; Lamniformes; Lamnidae
Product: SH2 domain-containing protein 4B-like
Exons: 4
Coding region: 411-860 (149 amino acids)
Cellular component (GO): cytoplasm
Source: RefSeq, a predicted model, not a curated record
UCAUAAAUUAGCACUAGCGUUUGGGAUUAAAUCCUUUAAUCAUGGUUGGAUCAUGCAGUGGCAUAUACUUGGACAACUUUCCAGCACUUUCAAAUACAGUUGCAACCCUUCUCCCAGCCUCUCGCCGGGUUUUAUUUGGAGUGAUGAAAUGCAGGCAAGUUAUUUCCUACAGUCGAGAAAAAACGUUUCAUCCAAAGACAUCAGUCUGUGCUGAAAGAACCAGGUUUCUCAAAGACAAAACUUUGUCGCUAAUCUCCGAGCAUUACUUAAAUAAGAAAACACAUUAGACGGACACUGUCAUCAAGAAUGCGAGGACCUUAAAUGCCUUAUAAUGCACAGUUCAAAAGGUUGUUAGUUGGAUUGUUUGUUCUGACCAGUGCUGGUCCGACUGGCGGCCCAGCCUUGACAAAAUGCUGCAACAGAUUUUACAGGACAUGUAUAUCGAUCCAGCUGUCCUAGACCAACUGAAUGAAGAACAAAAGCAGAUUUUAUUCCUAAAGAUGAGACAAGAGCAAGUUCGAAGAUGGAAAGAAAGAGAAGAAAAAGCAGAAAGAGAGCAGAAAAAGAUAAAGAAAACAGAGUCAACAAAACGAGUGGAUUGGCUGCUUGGAAAAGACGGAGAUGUGUGGGUGUGGGUGAUGGGAGAGGCUCAAGGGGAUAAGCCAUAUGAACAGAUCUGUAGUGAAACUUCAGUAGAAGCAAGGAGAUUCACAGAAAAUCAAAGAAAGUUAUUUUCAGAUUCUGACACCUGGAAUAGAGAUGAACAUGAACAAUUUAAACCAAAUGGAAAAGACAAAGUGGAUGCAACUUGCAAGGUUAGAAUGGGGUCACAUCUGAAGCAUGCACUUGAGUUCUGUUAAUGGUGGAAGGGAGUUCACACUCAAUGCUAUAUGAACAUACCGGAAUGAAAUGAUGACACUUUUGUAUGUUGAAAUCAGUCAGUGUUGAUUAAAUACAUAUUCAUGCAGAAGAAAACAUUCAAUGUUAAGAAACAUGCAGGUAAUGUAUUAUAAUUUGCAUUAUCCCUUUAUCAUUCACACAUGAUGAUGAUUGUCCAGACUAAAUGCCCUCUUCUAUGGUAUCCCGCUCAAAAUAAUUUUUUGGAAAGAUGUUGUGUUUGUGGAUGUAGAGAAUUACUUAGAGGCAAGUGCUGCUGCUUUCCCACUUCCCUGAUGUGUUGCAGUUCCAGCAGGAUGAAAAGCAACUACAUGCCCAAUUUGAACAAAUGCAUGGACAGCCUGUUAGGCUCAUGCAGGAUAUGUAGACUUGUUG